Molecule: messenger RNA, 619 nt
Organism: Alnus glutinosa
Lineage: Eukaryota; Viridiplantae; Streptophyta; Magnoliopsida; Fagales; Betulaceae
Product: kxDL motif-containing protein LO9-177
Exons: 3
Coding region: 72-443 (123 amino acids)
Biological process (GO): lysosome localization
Cellular component (GO): BORC complex
Source: RefSeq, a predicted model, not a curated record
CCAGAUCCAUGGCCCAAAGCUCCAUUUCAUCAGCGUCUCUCUCUGAGUCUGAGAGAGAUCAUUAGGAGGAGAUGGAGCAGACGGAGAAAGAGUCGAUAAGAGCGGCUUCGGGGGAGGUUUCUCGUGAAUUCAAAACCCUUAUCAACGCUGAGGAUUUGGACUCCCUCAACCAAUUGCAGCACCUUAUAUUGGGAAGAUUGCAGGACAGCAAUGCAGUGCUGUCGCAUUUCAAUGAGUAUUCAGAGCAUUGCUUUGCUGAGGUUUCUGGGGACUUAUCUAGAAAUACACGUCUUUUGAGGUCUAUGAAGUCAGAUCUUGAUUACAUAUUUCAGAAACUAAGAAGCAUGAAAUCGAGGAUUUUGGCUACCUAUCCAGAUGCGUUUCCAGAUGGUUCAACUGGAGAAGUACUUGACCGGAGACCAGACCUUGAAAUUCCUCACUAACACUUGACAUGCAGUGAAGGUCACUUUUUUUUUUUUUUUUUUUUUUUUUUUUUUUUGUUUUGUGAUUGCAAUAUUAUAUAUUUGAGGUUUGUCUUGUUCAGAACUAAACCCAGCACUGUGAUCUAUGAAAGAAGUGUAUAGAGCCUAAAUAAAAAAAAGAUGGAUAUUUUUUAUUA